AUGGCCAUAGUUGGCUCCGGCCCGGCCGGCUUCUACACGGCAUACCGGGUCAUGAGCAAGGUCCCGAGUACUAAGGUUGAUAUGUUCGAGGCCCUGCCUGUGCCGUAUGGUCUAGUGAGAUUUGGCGUUGCACCGGAUCAUCCCGAAGUCAAGAAAUGCCAAAAAAAAUUUGAAGAAGUUGGAAUGUAUCUCAACUUCACCUUCAUUGGAAAUGUCUCUAUCGGCAACGCUGGCGGUCAUUUUGGUGGCUGCACGAUCCCGCUGGCUUCUAUGAUGAACCAUUACGAUGCUAUUGUAUUCGCCUAUGGUGCAUCUGAAGAUAAGCAGCUUGGGAUCCCUGGCGAAUCUGAGCUGCAGGGUAUCUACGCGGCCCGCGAGUUUGUUGGCUGGUAUAAUGGUUUGCCGGAAUACGCAGAUUUAGCACCAGAUCUCACCCAAGGAGAGGAGGCUGUUAUCAUUGGCCAAGGCAAUGUCGCGCUUGACGUUGCUAGAAUGCUCUUGGAGGAUGUAGACGUAUUACGAAAGACAGAUAUAACCGAGGCUGCCCUCGAGACUCUGCUAAAGAGCCGCAUUAAACGGGUUCACGUCGUGGGAAGAAGAGGACCAAUGCAGGUCGCCUUCACCAUUAAGGAAGUACGAGAGUUGAUGAAACUUCGAGGGGUUGCUUUUCACGACGUCGAUAUGUCGCUUAUCCCGAAUCAGAUUUCGAAGCUACCCCGAGCUCCGAAGAGGCUUAUGGAAAUGAUGGUGAAAGGUUCGGUAACUCAAUUGGAUGAGGCUGCUAAGUCGUGGUCUCUGGACUUUUGCUUAUCUCCAACCGAAUUCCUUGGUCGACCUGAUGGAAAGAUAAGAAGCACAGUGUUUGAACGAACCUCGCUAGCCUCACGCUACGACCCGUCCUCAAGUGUCGUUGGGACUGGUAAGAAAGUGACAAUUCCCUCUUCUAUAGCAUUUCGUUCUAUUGGUUAUAAAUCUGUUGCUCUUCCUGGUUUUGACGAAGCAGGUAUCUCGUUUGACGAAAGGAAGGGCGUUAUAAACAAUGACGGAACGGGACGAGUAUUAGGAGUAAGAGACAACGAAAAUACUGAGCGUCUAAGACGUCUACCUGGACUUUACUGCGCUGGCUGGGUGAAGAGAGGCCCAACAGGCGUUAUUGCGUCGACUAUGGAGGACGCGUUUUCUACUGCGAAUGCAAUUAUCUCUGACUGGUAUACCGGUGCCCCAUUCCUUCAAGGAGAAAGCAGCUCUGGUUGGGAAGCCUUACGGGCAGGGGUAGAGCACGGCAAAUGCAGGGUUAUCCAGUGGGACGACUGGCAAAAGAUAGACAGGGCGGAAAGAGAGCGGGGUUUACCACUAGGAAAACAACGGGAGAAGUUCACGAGCAUAACGGAGAUGAUAGCUGCUGCUGAAAAUUAG
Daldinia caldariorum is the source of this 1416-nucleotide messenger RNA. Its product is annotated as FAD/NAD(P)-binding domain-containing protein. Gene Ontology annotation, biological process: ubiquinone biosynthetic process. The record is from RefSeq and is a predicted model, not a curated record. The coding region runs from base 1 to 1416 and encodes 471 amino acids. The transcript has 3 exons. Lineage: Eukaryota; Fungi; Ascomycota; Sordariomycetes; Xylariales; Hypoxylaceae. Gene Ontology annotation, cellular component: mitochondrion.